CAUGAUGACUUUUAUGUGUAUAAAUGUGCUAUGAAUUUCUCAUUGUUGCGAUAAAUUGAUUUUUUCUUUCUAGAGGUUUUUCGGCAUCGUCAGGCAUGUUGCUGGUGACGGAGGGCAGCCGACUGUGCAACAUUUUUUGUUCAUCUAUCGGAUGCUCUCUGUAAACAACCUAGUUCGGCCGCCAAAACGGGCCUCGGUCGAGGGAGAUGGACCCCAGCUGUUGCUCAAGCUCCAGGGCCUCUUUGACAAGGGAAAACCUGCCUCCAGUCAGAUUGACAUGUUGGCGGUCCUCUUUGAUGACGUUCUUGAGGAGCCGGGAGAGGCAGUGAACAAUGCAUCCGUGCCUGACGUUACGCUCUCCACCAAAGAGUGCAUUCUUGAUUAUCUUGCCGGUUACGUGGUAAAGAAGUUUUCAACGAUAAGCUGCACUGACUGCGUGGGAACACUCAAGAGCCAGACACGAGAGCCAACUGACCUAAUCCAGAAGAAGUCAAGAGGAUUCCUGCAAGUGCCCUCAUCCCAGCUUCUCAGCCUGUUGCGCAUUGUGGAAGGACAUGUUGAAGAACUGACUGUGGACACAGUUGCAUGUGCCGAUGUGUAUGCGAACAUUGUUGACCAAGUUUUGCUCGACAGCCGCAUUGCUUCUGCUGGUGUGGGCUGUAGGUUGGACUAUGUGGGUACCACAGCAGAGGUUGUUCAUUUUUUCUUGAGGUGCCGCCUGCACUUUUACACCAGGGAAAAAAACAAGCUGACACGAGCGACGCGGCGAGCAAACUGCCCAGCAAAUGGUGGCAACAAGCCCCAUGGGUAG
Rhipicephalus microplus (southern cattle tick) is the source of this 811-nucleotide messenger RNA. RefSeq lists its product as uncharacterized. NCBI's taxonomy places the organism in Eukaryota, Metazoa, Arthropoda, Arachnida, Ixodida, Ixodidae. The record is from RefSeq and is a predicted model, not a curated record.